Molecule: messenger RNA, 6322 nt
Organism: Rhinolophus ferrumequinum (greater horseshoe bat)
Lineage: Eukaryota; Metazoa; Chordata; Mammalia; Chiroptera; Rhinolophidae
Gene: CNTN5
Product: contactin 5
Biological process (GO): brain development; cell-cell adhesion
Molecular function (GO): cell-cell adhesion mediator activity
Source: RefSeq, a predicted model, not a curated record
AGCCCCAAACGCACCAGCCUGAGGAGGCGCCGCACCUACUUCCCAAUAUAACCAACUACCGAGUGCGGGAGCGUAACUGCGAGAAGGCAGCAGCCCAAGUGCCAUUAAAGCUCGGGGCGGAAAGGAUGCGUUACCUGGGUCUCCUCUUCAGGGAGAAGCCGGGCAAGCUGGACGAUUCGCUCUGAAUGAUUAAAAACUCCGCAAUUCUCUUCUGCCACAGGCUGAGAGGGACCCAAGGAACUGCUCUGUUUGAACUGUGCCGAUGGACAGGAGGAUGGGAGACAGGAACUGAGAGUCACAGAGGAAGGACAGGGGAGUCUGGCAUCUCAUUGGUGACUUUAAAGGAUUGCCAUUUAUUACCAUUCAGAAACUACGGAGCAUCAUUUUUGCGUGACUACUGAAAAAGGAUAUCUUUACAGAAACCAGUUCAUUUUUGAAGUUCAUAAUUUGGACUCUGUUUUCAGAAAGCAGGGCAUUUUUUAAUGAAGAAACGUUAGAGCUGCUAAACACGCUGAGACAGGAAAUCUUAGUGAAGAAGGAUGGCUUCCUCUUGGAAAGUAAUUCUGUUUCUGUCAAUCGCUGGGUGUCUUUCAGAAUAUGCUGGAGCUCUUCCUGGUCUCCCUACUUCAUAUGCUGCUUUGCUAAGAAUUAAGAAGAGUUCAUCUUCAUCCCUCUUUGGUUCAAAGGCCAGACCCCGAUACAGCAGUCCUUCAUUAGGAACACUGAGUGUUUCUUCACCGAACUGGCGAGGAGCGGCUCAACAUUAUUACUCCCCCAUCAAUCUGUAUCAUUCUUCAGAUGCCUUCAAACAAGAUGAAAGUGUGGACUACGGGCCAGUGUUUGUGCAAGAACCAGAUGAUAUAAUUUUCCCAACUGAUUCUGAUGAAAAGAAAGUAGCACUGAAUUGUGAAGUUCGUGGCAACCCAGUUCCCAAUUACAGAUGGCUUCGAAAUGGAACAGAAAUAGAUUUGGAAAGUGAUUAUCGCUACAGUUUGAUAGACGGGACUUUCAUUAUAAGCAAUCCCAGUGAAGCAAAGGAUUCUGGUCAUUAUCAGUGUUUAGCAGCCAACACUUUUGGAAGUAUUCUUAGUAGAGAAGCCAUACUUCAGUUUGCCUAUCUGGGAAAUUUUAGUGGCCGGACAAGAACUGCAGUCUCUGUGAGGGAAGGCCAGGGGGUUGUUCUGAUGUGCUCUCCUCCGCCUCAUUCUCCAGAGAUCAUCUAUAGCUGGGUAUUUAAUGAGUUCCCUUCCUUUGUGGCGGAAGACAGUCGGCGGUUCAUCUCCCAAGAGACAGGCAACCUUUACAUUUCUAAAGUCCAAACAUCAGAUGUUGGCAGCUAUAUUUGUCUGGUGAAAAACACAGUGACGAAUGCCCGAGUACUCAGUCCUCCAACACCACUCACUCUACGUAAUGAUGGUGUGAUGGGAGAAUACGAGCCGAAAAUUGAGGUCCAUUUUCCUUUUACAGUUACAGCUGCUAAGGGAACAACUGUUAAGAUGGAGUGCUUUGCACUUGGCAACCCAGUUCCGACAAUCACAUGGAUGAAGGUUAGUGGUUAUAUUCCUGGUAAGGCACGUCUGCGGAAAUCUCAGGCAGUGCUGGAAAUACCCAACGUGCAGCUGGAUGAUGCAGGCAUAUACGAAUGCAGAGCUGAAAACUCACGUGGAAAAAAUUCCUUUCGUGGACAAUUACAAGUAUAUACUUACCCACACUGGAUAGAAAAACUGAAUGAUACUCAGUUAGACAGUGGAAGUCCUCUCCGCUGGGAAUGUAAGGCUACAGGAAAACCCAGACCCACAUACCGAUGGCUGAGGAAUGGAGCGCCCCUCUUAACUCAGAGUAGGGUUGAGAUGGUUAAUGGAGUAUUGAUGAUCCACAAUGUGAAUCAGUCAGAUGCUGGAAUGUAUCAAUGUUUGGCUGAAAAUAAAUAUGGAGCCAUUUAUGCGAGUGCUGAGCUGAAAAUUCUAGCUUCAGCUCCCACUUUUGCACUGAAUCAACUGAAGAAGACAAUAAUUAUUACCAGCCAAGAAGUUGUCAUAGAGUGCAAACCCCAAGGCUCUCCAAAGCCAACCAUCUCUUGGAAGAAGGGAGACAGAGCGAUCAGAGAGAAUAAAAGAAUAGCUAUUCUUCCAGACGGGAGUCUACGGAUCCUAAAUGCUUCUAAAUCAGAUGAGGGAAAGUACGUUUGCCAAGGGGAAAAUGUCUUUGGUUCUGCUGAAAUCAUAGCUUCAGUAUCUGUAAAAGAACCUACAAGAAUAGAACUUACUCCUAAAAGAACAGAGUUAACAGUGGGAGAAAGCGUCGUUCUUAAUUGCAAAGCAAUUCACGAUGCUAGUUUGGAUGUCACUUUCUACUGGACACUAAAAGGACAGCCUAUUGAUUUCGAAAAAGAAGGUGGACAUUUUGAAAACAUCAGGGCCCAAGCAUCCUCUGCAGAUUUAAUGAUCAGGAACAUCCUUCUGAUGCAUGCUGGGAGAUAUGGCUGCAGGGUACAGACCACAGCAGACAGUGUGUCAGAUGAGGCAGAACUUCUUGUUAGGGGUCCCCCGGGCCCCCCAGGGAUAGUGAUCGUUGAGGAAAUCACCGAAAGCACAGCCACACUCUCCUGGAGUCCAGCAGCUGACAACCACAGCCCGAUCUCCUCCUACAACCUACAGGCUCGCAGCCCAUUCUCCCUGGGCUGGCAAACAGUAAAAACAGUCCCAGAAAUCAUAACAGGGGACAUGGAGUCAGCCAUGGCAGUGGACUUGAACCCCUGGGUGGAAUAUGAAUUUCGAGUGGUUGCCACCAAUCCAAUUGGGACUGGAGAUCCAAGCACUCCAUCGCGAAUGAUCCGCACAAAUGAAGCAGUUCCAAAGACAGCACCCACCAACGUAAGUGGAAGAAGCGGAAGAAGGCACGAGUUAGUCAUUGCUUGGGAGCCAGUAUCUGAAGAGUUUCAGAAUGGGGAAGGCUUUGGCUAUAUUGUGGCUUUCAGGCCCAACGGAACACGUGGCUGGAAGGAAAAAAUGGUGACAUCCUCUGAAGCUUCAAAAUUCAUUUAUCGAGAUGAAAGUGUCCCUCCUCUUACUCCCUUUGAAGUGAAGGUUGGCGUUUAUAACAAUAAAGGGGAUGGACCUUUCAGUCAAAUUGUGGUCAUAUGUUCAGCUGAAGGAGAACCCAGUACCGCUCCCACAGAUGUCAAGGCUACAAGUAUGUCUGUGUCAGAGAUUCUUGUUGCAUGGAAACAUAUAAAAGAGAGUCUCGGAAGACCACAGGGAUUUGAGGUUGGUUAUCGGAAAGACAUGGAACAAGAAGAUGCAGCAGAAACAGUCAAAACUAGGGGGAAUGAGUCAUCUGUCAUCCUGACAGGAUUAGAAGGAAAUACAUUAUAUCACUUCACAGUGAGGGCUUACAAUGGAGCUGGAUACGGGCCACCCAGCAGUGAAGUGAGUGCAACCACCAAGAAAUCCCCCCCAAGUCAAGCACCUAUCAACCUCAGGUGGGAACAGCAAGGCUCUCAGAUUUCUCUGGUCUGGGAACCUGUCAGACCAUUAGCCAACGAAUCUGAAGUCAUGGGCUACAAGGUGUUUUACAGGCAAGAGGGCCACAGCAACAGUCAAGUUAUUGAAACACAGAAACCUCAAGCAGUAGUACCACUUCCCGAUGCCGGAGUCUAUGUUAUUGAAGUUCGAGCAUGUAGUGAAGGAGGGGAUGGCACAGCUAGUUCCCAAAUCAAGGUACCAUCAUAUUCAGGUGGAAAAAUCACUAGUGCUCAGCCAACCCUCCACACUCUCUCUACGUCUUCAUCAUCAGUAACAUUGCUCUUGGCAUUGAUGAUUCCUUCAACCUCUUGGUGAAAACUGCAGACUUAAUUUGCUUUUCUUUGCUUUCCCUUGAUAAUAGCGAUGAAUAGUGUAGUGUAAGUGGAGACCCAGGACACUGAGAUAAGCUUUAAAAACUCGGGACUAUACAUGGUGCACUUACAGGAGGUUGGCGGUAAUAUUACUUAUCCAUCAGGUUUUUGUUUGGUUUUUGUAAAUGGAGAGGACAGUUCUUGGUCCAAAAAUAUAUGCAGAUUGUAUGUAAUGGAUUUUUUAAAAGCAAAGAUAAUUUCUGUCAAAUGUAUUCUUUACUUUUUUAAUAUGUUGGAAUUUGAUUUUUAUAUCUGAUGACCCUGAGUGUGUGCCAUCCAUUUUUUAAGUAACUGGUUUCUAGCAGAUCUGUUUCAAACACAAAUACAAAACCGAGAAUGAAAAGUUUGGUUAAGACUCUUGAGUCUAUUGUUUUUCAUUUUCCCUUUGACUUACUGUUCCAGUUGACAAAAUGGUAGGAGAUAUGAAAAAAUACUUCAGUUGUGUGGUUCAUUAUAGGAUAAGUACACAAAAAUGUUCUUGAAAAAUAUUGUAUGACUGCAUAGUGAAAUAGCAAAAUUUAUCAAUAUGCUAUUCUAAAUGCAUCCCUAGAGCAAGUUAUUAGCGUAGGGAAUAAGCCAUUUAUAUUAGUGCAAGGUGAAUAGAAAGUGAGUCCAAAUGAAUUUAAGUGCUAUUAUUUUUCAUCAAGUACUAUGUUAUCUAGCUGCAAAUAUAGUAAAUGUUUAUUUUUAAUAACAAAAGGUAGUUAAAGUCACAAAAAAUAUGAUUACUAAAAACUGCAGACACUGACUUGCUCCCAAGGGUGCUAACUUGUAAAUGAAAUGAAUACAGGACAUUUCCGCACCUACUGCCAAAAUACGUGUUGAAUUAGGUUCAUGGUUUUCUUCUAAUUGCAAAGAAUUUUAAGGACAAUGAAAAAUUGUUGUGCAAACAAUUGUGCACACAUAAAGUCUUUGAAUUAAAAUGGUUCAAGCAUAACAAAUAAAUUUUGAUUUUUUAAACAGUCCCAUGCAUCACAGCUUAUAAAAUCUUACCACCUGUUAAAAUAAAGAGGAUCUCUCUGAUAAAUUGAUUUUUGUAAAUUAAGCUAUGGAAACAAGGCUUCAGUACAAGGUGAGCCCCGUUUGCUAUUUUGAGAAGUCAACCUGAACCUAAUUGAUGCUAGAUAGUUGUUGGAAAGUGAGGUGAAAGUUUUCUACUUAAUGAUAUCUUACAGAAGUUCUAACCAACAAGAGAACUUGCCAGAGUUUGCAUCACACCCAAGAAGAUGUCUGAAGGGGUAGUUAUUGCAAAGUCAUAUGCCAAAAAACAGCCUGGAGAAACUACAGAUGAUGUUAAUAUGAGAACAAGAAGUAAUUUCUUUUCUUUUAUAAAAUCUAAACCUGUUAAUUCUACUUGCAUCUUUAACCGCAAGCAAAUGAAGCAAAUUGAGCUCAAACCGCUGGCUCUAGAGAUUAGGUCCUAUAGACUCGGAGGGAAGAUUGGAGUUUCUGUUCUGAAUAUCCUAAAAGAUUGGGUUCAGAGCCACAGUACAACUAUUUAUGUUGGUUACUCGUUCUCUUUGUGGGGGAAUUGUGUCCAAGACACCCCUAAACAAACAAGAAGUAAUUUAAAAGACUAUUUUAGUUAACAGAUUAUUAUACUAAAUGACUACAGAUGGUGCAUAGUGAAGCCAGUGAGUAAUAAUGACCAAGUUGCCUUCCUUGAGCACCUCCUUUGGAGUGGAAGAGGCUGGACUUUGCAGAUAGAGGGAUGCUAACUAUUUAGCAGGCAAAAUAUGAGCUUUGCCAAGGACAGUAUAGCUUACAGGAGCAAAUUGUACAUCUGGAAAAAAAUGCAGCAAGAAUAUUAAAGAAUGGGCAAUAAUUUUUACUUCACAUUUGAUGAAUCAAACCAUUUUCUUCCUUUUCCAUGGUGUUUUAUACUAAACUUAGUGAAGGACUUGAACAAUCAAGUUAUUACUGAAACUCUCAUAAAACAAAGCCCAAUAAAAUACAAUGUUAGUAUACGGCAAAUUCAAAUUAAACAAUAUUUCCAACUAAUUGAUGGAUGGUAUAUAUCUGACAGAAUGUUUAAAUAUAGAAUGUCUGAUGUUGUAUUCUUACAAGAAUCAAAGAUAUGGGAUGUUUUUAUUCGACAUGCAGAUUAUGUAUUUUGCAUCAUAAACCUAUUAAAAACAGUUUUGAAAUGUUUAUGUACUUAUGUAUUGCAUACUUGUUACUUUGUAGAAAACAAAAUAGCAUUCCUUAUCAAGGUACACUAUUUUUCAGCUGCAAUAUUGAGUGAGCUUUUUAUUUUUUUUUUUUUGGAUGGAAUAAUAACCACACAGUCUUAAAUCACUAGAGACUGUAUUUUUGUAUAAUGUCAGUUGAACUAUGAAGAAAAAAAACACUCCUCAUGAUUAAAAGUUCCAUGAAAGUGAAUGUUUUGCAUACCCAAAUGAAGGUACUGUGGAUCCCAUGUCAAAC